This is a messenger RNA of Moneuplotes crassus, 1025 nucleotides long. The record is from the annotation of a GenBank genome assembly. Lineage: Eukaryota; Ciliophora; Spirotrichea; Euplotida; Euplotidae.
CAGAAGAAAUCAGCCAUGGCAAAGGUUUUGCUAACCUACACUAAGACAUUUAAUGUCUAUAAGUGUCUUUUUGAUAAAGUCAUGGACCUCAAAAAUGAAAGGUUUAGGGAAUUUGCAGAAAAGUACUAUGGAGGCAUUCUCAAGAAGAAAAUGAGGUGAGGCUUUUGGUAUGAAAUAUAGAAAUCAUUUAUCUCAAUAUGGAUCCUCAAUAUGAGAGAGAACUAUUAGAACUAUCCGGAACUCAGUUACCAUUAUUGGAAAGAUUAGCAUAAUAAGUAAAGAGCAGACAUGUAAAUAAUAUUAUCUAUGACUUCCUUCGCUCUAAAGCUGACCAGAAGAAGAUCACAACUACUUUUACCGCAUACUAUCACUGUGUUGAGAAGAUGCAAUUGAAGCUCAAACGGAUUCUUCGGAUCAGGCGUAAUAGAGCACACACAAUCUCCAAAAUGUGGGACGAAGAAGUUAAAUCCUUCUUCAUGGCCAAAUGAUUAUCCAACAAAAGCUCUAGAUAUUUCAAAAGAUUCAAAAAGUUGUCUGUUCCGAUAGCAACAGUUUCUGCUGAGGUAAAAUCUAACUUGAUAGAUAAAUAUUUGAAGAUGAGAGGCCAUCUCAAUGCAGCUGCUUUCUUCAAGUAUUACGGAGAAACUCAUAAAGAGUUUGACUCAAUGGAGCAGUGCAAUAAAAGAAACCGGUUGGCUAGGAAGAUCAAGACUGAACUUUUUGAUGACAUCAAUGUCAAUGGCCUUGAUGAUACAGUGAAGCAUAAAACCCUCAAACAUCAAGAUACUACUUCACCUAGAGUCAAUAAGAAAGGUUCGCCUAUAAUGUUUGGAGGUAUUUCAAAGUCACAUGCGCUGACCAAGAGAUAUAAAGCGAAUACAUUCAGUUCUAGCCCGAGAAAGAGUAUAAUUAAGCUACAGAAAGUCGUGAAAAGUCUGAGUAAGAAAUCUAAUAUCCCUACAUAUGAAUACAAACCCGAUAAGCUGACUUUGAGAAUGCUAAUUGUAAAAGCAGCAAGCCUUUAA